AUGAAUUCCUCGUGGACAAGGAGGGCUGGUAACGAAGCCCUGUCCUCCGAGGCGACCCAUGUGCUCUCCCCGGCUGCAGAUCCAUUCGAUGGUCCUCUGCACACCAUCGAGCCCUGGAACUUCAAACUGUUGGCGACUUUAAUGUUUUUUGUGACGUUUUUAUCUCUUUCUGAAAACUUCACCGUCCUGCUGGUGACCUACAGGUUUAAGCAGCUGAGGCAGCCUCUGAAUUACAUUAUUCUCAAUCUGUCCGUGGCCGAUUUCCUUGUGUCGCUCAUCGGCGGGACCCUGAGUUUUAUCACCAAUCUCCACGGAUAUUUCUUCCUCGGGGCCUGGGCGUGCGUUUUGGAAGGUUUUGCUGUAACUUUUUUCGGCAUUGUGGCACUCUGGUCACUAGCGGUGCUAGCCUUUGAGCGGUAUUUUGUGAUCUGUCGACCACUGGGUAAUAUCCGUCUGCAGGGAAAGCAUGCUGCCCUCGGCAUUGUCUUCAUUUGGGUGUUUUCCUUCAUUUGGACCAUCCCACCCACCAUUGGCUGGAGCAGUUACACUGUCAGUCCGAUUGGCACGACGUGUGAACCUAAUUGGUAUUCUGGAGAAUUCAAUGAUCAUUCCUAUAUUAUUGCAUUUUUCACAACUUGCUUCAUUAUGCCUUUAUUGGUUAUAUUUGUGUCUUAUGGAAAGCUGAUGAGGAGACUAAGGAAGGUGGCAAAUACUCAAGGGAGGCUGGGAGUCACAAGGAAGCCUGAGAAGCAAGUCACCAGGAUGGUAAUUGUCAUGAUACUGGCAUUUCUUUUCUGCUGGUCUCCAUAUGCAGCCUUCUCCAUAACUGUGUCCAUUUGUCCAACUAUCGAGUUAGAUCCACGGCUAGCAGCCAUACCAGCUUUUUUCUCAAAAACCGCAACAGUUUAUAAUCCAGUCAUUUACGUGUUCAUGAAUAGACAGUUUAGGAAAUGUCUCCUUCAAAUGUUCAGCCUUAGUGAACCUGACAUCAACCCAAUAGCUGAGCAUGGAAUGCGAACUGGUAACAACGAGAGAGAAAUGUCCACCAUUGCAACACGGAUGACUUCUUACAGCAAUACAGCAACGAAGCAUGAAGAGGGAAACAAACGUGAAACCUUUGCUCAGCUGCCAAUUCCUGAGAAUGAUGUUUACCCAGUGUAA
Messenger RNA from Carcharodon carcharias (great white shark), 1161 nucleotides. RefSeq names its product vertebrate ancient long opsin a (gene valopa). Gene Ontology annotation, cellular component: photoreceptor outer segment; membrane. Gene Ontology annotation, molecular function: G protein-coupled receptor activity. The record is from RefSeq and is a predicted model, not a curated record. Lineage: Eukaryota; Metazoa; Chordata; Chondrichthyes; Lamniformes; Lamnidae. The transcript has 5 exons. The coding region runs from base 1 to 1161 and encodes 386 amino acids. Gene Ontology annotation, biological process: G protein-coupled receptor signaling pathway; visual perception.